CUGUUGAAAGCUGCUAACAAAAAGCAUCGCUAUUUUCAAAUCCUCUCUUGUGUCUCAGCUAUAUGAUAAAAAAUGCAAUGAAAAUUGGUAAAUACAUUUAUCAAACAUACAAAGUCAUACUUACAAUAUCCAAAUUACUUGCCGAGCAGCGAAGCAGCUUGCCUGCAGAUCUGCGGAUGAACACUAAAGAGGAGAGAAACUAGACUUUCGUCCAUACUCUUGACAAAAGACAACAAAAUGCAGCUAUUGACAUGCAUUGACCAUUUAUUGUUUGAAAUAGUUAAUCAACCACUACGGUAAGAUCUUUCUAAAUCCAUCCUAUUUCGUUGUACCAGCACUAUAUUCAUUACGUUAACAUUCCUGACGUCUGAUUCGCUAGCGCUGGCGGGGCAUUUGAAGAUCGACCAAUCAGGAGCCGAGUAUUGGCCCGUUGGCUUUCCACGCAGCGUAUGCCCGGCUGUUGUGCGGCGGAGGCUCCAUAGGGUUGCGUGUUAAUUUUACUGCGGAGAAAGGCAUCAGUUCAGAACAUCUGCAAGGAUGCCUCGCGCGAAGGCCGACAAGCCGCGUGGACGCAUGUCGUCCUACGCGUACUUCGUGCAGACCUGCCGGGAAGAGCACCGCAAGAAGCACCCUAAUGAAGCUAUUGCUUUCGCAGCGUUCUCCAAGAAGUGCUCUGAACGCUGGAAGGUGAUGAGCGACAAGGAGAAGAAGCGCUUUGUGGACAUGGCCGACAAGGACAAGUCUCGCUACGAGGCAGAGAUGAAGACCUACGUCCCUCCCCCUGGCGGUGGCAAGAAGGGCAAGGGCAAGCGCAGGCCCAAGGACCCGAACGCUCCCAAGCGUGCCCUCUCGGCUUUCUUCUGGUUCUGCAACGACGAGCGGCCGGCGCUGAGGGCGGCGAAUCCCGACUCGACGGUCGGCGACAUCGCCAAAUCCCUGGGCAAGAAGUGGGCUGAGGUGGACGAGUCCGUGAAGGCCAAAUACGAAGCCAUGGCUGACAAGGACAAGGCGCGGUACGCCCGGGAGAUGGCUGCGUACAAGAGUGGUCUUGCCAGCAACGCUGCGGAAGAUGACGAGGAAGACGAGGAUGAUGACGAUGAGGAGGACGACGAGUAAAGCGGAGUGCGCGACGUGCUCCUGCGUGUGCGCCUCUGGUGCACGCGUGCGUGUACAAACACUAGACAGUUGUUCUGGAGGGUAGUGGGUCGGUACAGUGAUCAGCUGAAGACUGGAGGGGGCGGGAGGGGUGACAGCACCGUCAUCAUCGCCGUCCGUCCACCCGGAACGGCCGGCCCAUCGAUCGGGCCUAUUUAUUUAGCGAGACCGCCUUCAUCUGCGCCGUCCGCCACAGCGCGACAAGGGACGCUCAUCGCGCUAAUAAAGCAGUCUUAUUGCGGCUGCUCAUCAUCACAUUUUAUCAUCAGUUAGUUUUGACAUGCAUAGCUAGUUUCGCCGGUUCUCAUCAAAAUAAACAUCUAAAAAACG
Molecule: messenger RNA, 1485 nt
Organism: Amphibalanus amphitrite
Lineage: Eukaryota; Metazoa; Arthropoda; Thecostraca; Balanomorpha; Balanidae
Product: high mobility group protein DSP1-like
Exons: 4
Coding region: 538-1116 (192 amino acids)
Biological process (GO): regulation of transcription by RNA polymerase II
Molecular function (GO): DNA binding, bending
Source: RefSeq, a predicted model, not a curated record